AAUGAAGAAGAGAGGAGGGAGCACCGCUUUGAAUUCACAUGGCAAUUUACAUUUAGCUUAGGACACCCAAACGCCACACUAAUGCGAAUUGUGGGGGGGGCUGUUUCUGCUGUAACUGCUGCUGCUACCGGGGACAAGCUACUGCUUUGAUUUAAGUUUGAAGCCAACAAGAAGCAGAAAGCAAGCAAAGGGGGGGAAACGUGGAGUCGCCUCAAAUUAAGGCAACAACUUUGCCUGAAGAUCUAAAAGCAGGACAGCAUUUGUUGCCCAGACUUGAGCUGACCAGGAACAAAACUGCGAUGGUGCGCAAUUAAGCAGAAGAGGUGCUGCAGCUCUGGACCAAACAUAGCUGAUGCGUGUCCCAGUGAAGGACCUUUUGAAACACAACGCAAAGAAGCUGAACCGUUUAUACUCUGACAAUUGUGGAGCUCUGAGGACUCACAGGGACCAAAAGAGAUGGACUGAUACAAGUUUGGGUCCGACGUCUGGUUUCUGCUUUCUAUUACUUUGUUUUGGAGUAACAGAGGAACCGUGCAGAAGUGCUGUGCUACUGGACGGACUCGUGUAAUCAAGCUGGUUGAACAAAACUGAUGCCAAAGCCAGGAGUCAGCCAUGAUGUUUUGAUAACCUGAUGACCAGCACAGAGAUGGUGAGGAAGAAGAAUCCCCCUAUCCGGAGUGUGGGAGGUGAGGAGGAAGAGGAAGAAGAGGGGAGGAAGCCAACAGGAGAGGAAGAAGAUGAAGGCGACGAGGAGGAGAGAGUGGCAGCGGAAGCAGAUCGGAUAAACCGACCCUCCGAACCAGAGUCCUCUGAGCGGAUCCGAGGAAACGAGGAGCAAGACGAGGAGGAUGAAGCAGAGAGUGAGUGCAUCUCCUCUGUCGGUGAGCUCUACAUUAAUGAGGAGCGAGGGGGGAGGACUGCAGGCGGAGGGGCGAGGGCAAAACAAGCAUUAGCAGCACAGUGUGAGAGACCGGAGAGCCAGUUGGGAGCCGAGGACAGGGAGAGGGGAGCAGAAGGAGGGGAGACUGACCACCUCACUCCUCCUCUCCCUUCAGCACCUCGAGUCCUUUCCAGGCAGGAAGGGAGGGAGGAGUCAACCAAUGAAACCCCGGCACUCUCGUCCAGCCCUUCUCCCAAACUCCAGGACUUCAAGUGCAAUGUGUGUGGUUAUGGCUACUAUGGCAACGACCCUGCUGACCUGGUGAAGCACUUUAGGAAGUAUCACCUGGGUCUGCACAACCGCACACGACAGGAUGCUGCUCUUGACACCCAGAUCCUGGCCCUCCACAACAUGGUCCCCCAGCAUACAAACUUAGAUUUACAAAUAGGACAGGGAGCGAGAAGUCAAACCAAAGAGCUGGGGAAGGCGAGAGCUGAUGGACAGAAUCAGCAGCAGAGGACAGUUAUGAUGAACGGAGCGUACGACAUACAGGUGACGUUGGGUGGCACCUUAAUCGGAAUUGGCCGUAAGACGUCUGACUGCCAAGGGAACACUAAGUACUUCCGCUGCAAAUUUUGCAACUUCACAUACAUGGGCAGCAAUUCCUCGGAACUUGAACAACACUUUUUGUCCUCGCAUCCUAACAAAGUAAAAUCUCCCCCAACCACACCCCUGCUGGCCACCAACAGCCUGGCGACGCACGACAGUCAGCUAAAAGGGAGGAGUGUGAUGUUGGAUGCUGGCGAGCGGGUGGCGGUGCGAGCCGAAGACGACUCCGUGGUUGGGUACUUCAUCCCGGUCAGAGCGGGUUCUGACUCAUCGGGCUGGACGGGGGAGGCCGGUCGAGGGGCCAUACAGGCGUGUUAUUGGUGUAAACUCUGCAGUUGGAGUUGCGAGUGGUCAGAAGGUUCAGCUAAGCUUUUAGAGCACUAUGAACAAAGGCAUAAGGCUCCUUCUGGUGGUGCUAUAAGCCCUAACAGCUCUGGGAUUGACAGAGAGAGGGAGAGAGGAGGAAGAAAAGAUAGAGAGCAAGAUCACAUGGCAUCCAAAAGCUGCAAAGAUCACUUCACCACCAGCCAAGGAGACCCAAAAACUGGCGAUUCAGAAGCUGUCGUGACCAGCUACAACUGUCAGUUGUGCGAUUUCCGUUACUCGAUGGCCCACAGUGCGGACGUGAUCAUCGUUGCUCCGUUGCUGCUGCACUACCAGCACAACCACUCCAUCCACCGCUGUUGCAUUCAGCACUGCAUGUAUUGUCCUCAGGGGCUCUGCCAGCCCCAGAAACACCUGGGAGAGGUAUCCCACCCUUUUGCUUGCCGGAAGCCAACCUGUUCUAAAUGCUGUUCAAAGUUUCCUCAGCCUACCAAGCAGCAGGACGCGAUUGGUUCAAAACCCACUGCUGCCACCUCACCCAGCGUGACCCCUCCUAACCCAAGAGGUGACCCCAGUGUGAUUUCUGGUUCCACCUUUCACACCUCUAACCCGGCACAUCCUGUUGUUACACAAGGUGUCACUCACUUGUGCGACCAGUGUGCAUUUGCCACUACAGACAUUGAUGUGUUGCUGCAACACUAUGAGAGCUGUCACAGCAUAAUCAAACUAAAGGGGGCACCUCCACAAGUCAAGGCUGAAGAGGAGAGUGAAGGAGACAAGGAGGGAGGCAGAGGAGGAGCAGGAGAGACCGAGCACACUUGUACAAAGUGUAGCUUUGUCACACAAGUGGAAGAAGAGCUUUUUAGACACUACAGGCGUGUCCACGCGUGUUGCCGCUGCCGACACUGUGACUUCACUGCUCCUGAUUCAUCGGCCCUCCUCGACCAUUUUAAUUCUGCCCACUGUCAAGACGCCUCUCCUUCAUUAGGCUCUCAGCCCACCUCAAUGACACCGUCGCUGGCGCUUUCGGCCAAUGGGUGCUCAGCUCCCUCGACUUUAGCCAUUAAAGAGGAGAGCAAGGGGGAUCUACGACUUCUAUACUCUCUAGCUCCACCUGAGGGACGAUUGGCGGAGGCAGGCAGAGAGGAGCCCAGCGGUGUAGUUAAAAGCGAAGGAGUGGAGGAAAAAGAAAGAGAACGGGAGAAGGGUUGGGUUCUCGGAGAGACAAGAGGCCCGGGAGAAAGAGGAGGUGAGCAGGCCCACGGAUUACUCUGGGUACCCAAGGAGCGGAUGGGGCCCGAAAGAGUAGCAGAAAGAGGAGCAGGAGGUGGGAGCCCUCUCUUCCCCUCCCCGCUCUCCCUCUCUUUCGUUUCAGCCAAUCACGAGGGUUCGCAGCAGAAGAGAGGCAUGGCUUCGCCGGGCAUGGUUUACCUGGGAGACACCAAGCCAUUUUUGGGAGAUACCAAGUCGUUUUUGGGAGGAGGGAGACCAGGAGGAGCUACUGCAGGUGGAGGAGAGAAGCAGAGCCAGAUACCUUCACAACAGUAUCCAGGUGGAGGAGGAGGAAGUGGAGGUGCAGGAGCACAGGAGGGGAAAGGAGGAGCCACAAAAGAAGAAUCCCAGUCUCUGCUAAGACGACGCAGAGGUAGUGGGGUUUUCUGUGCAAACUGCCUGACCACCAAGACGUCGCUGUGGAGGAAAAACGCAAAUGGAGGCUACGUCUGCAACGCAUGUGGUUUAUACCAGAAACUGCAUUCGACUCCCAGGCCCCUGAACAUCAUCAAGCAGAACAAUGGCGAGCAAAUCAUUCGACGGCGGACCCGAAAACGCUUGAACCCUGAUACGUUGUCGUCCGAGAACCCGGCCCCAAAACAGCAGCGAAUCACCAGCGAGGAGCGUCUGAACGGUGAGGAGCUGGACACCAGGAGCUGCCCUUCAGUGAAAAGCCAGCAGCCUUCCCCACGCUCACGCUCCCCGCGGUCCACUCAAGCCUUCUUAGCCAAUCAGACUCUGGAGAUCCACAGGCGCAUGCCUCCCCUCCUCCUUCCCGCCAACUCUACACCAGUCAUGGUGGCCGAGAGCAACGGGGGCAUCACAGACGGGGGAUUAACGUCCAAACUAGAAGUGGGGAAAGGAGGAGGAUCAGAAAGGGGAAGUCCAAUUGAAAAGUACAUGCGUCCAUCUAAACCCUCAAGCUACUCUCCUCCGGGUUCGCCAAUUGAAAAAUAUCAGUAUCCGCUUUUGCCAUUACCUCUUCCUUUGACGCUGUCACCUGAUUUGACACCUGAAUCUGAUUGGCUCAGAUUUUGGACCAAGUAUAAGAUGGCAGCCACCUCUGGGAUCCCUGGUAGCAUCAGUAAUCUGAGUAGCCCGAGUGGGAUUGGAAAUAACGCCCAUCAUCUCGGAACCAUGGUGACCCCUGUACAGUAUCACCAGCAAAGCUACACGGUGCCUUACUGUGCUUCCCCUUACUCCCCUCUGCCGCCUCCUCCAGCCCCUGCUCACUACCCUCCUCCGCCUCCUCAUCACGCCCAAACAUUAUCCUCUGCAUCACCGGAGAACGACACUCCUUUGGAUCUUGCAAUAAGACAACGAGACACAAGCAACGCAACUAUGUAUGUGUCAAACGGUUCAGAAAGAAAAAGGAAGGAGUCGCCCCGAAGUGAGACCUCGAUGGGAAACUGGAAAGGUGAGAAGGAGCGUGAAGAGAUGGCAGAGGAAGGAAAACGUGAGUCAAGCAUUGUGUCGAACUGCUCGAAGGCAGACGCUGCCACACAGGAUGACCUCGCCAACCGGUGCACUCACUGUGGCAUCUACUUCCUGGACGAGGUCAUGUACGCCCUACACAUGAGCUGCCACGGCGACAAGGAACCGUACCAGUGUGGGUUUUGCCUCCAUGUAUGCGCGGACCGCUAUGACUUCACCACGCACAUACAGAGGGGCUUACACAAAACGCUGCCACCGCCACAGCAGCAGCAGAAGGAUCAUACACCAGACGGCAAAAGUCUUCAUGUAAUGGCAGCGCCAGAGUGUCGCAGUCAGACACCUGCGCCAAAAGAUGGAGGGAUCACAAGCGAAGAUGAUGAAGUCAUGAGUACAGAUCAUGAUGGUCAAGAAAAGGCAGAAACAGACAGUGGAAGUAUACAAGAAGUUGAAAAAGAGCAAGAAAGAAGUAAGGAAUUAUGUGGGAAAACAGCGUUGGAGGAUCAGAAAUCCCCCGAGAUAACAACUGUGGCAGAGUCUACGAAGUUAGAUGGGCUGACUGAUGGAAAUUAAACGACUCACAAAACGUUAAUAAUAUGUUAUUGGAGUAUUAGGCUUUGUGUUCCUGAAGGUUUGUUCAUUUCCUAUUGGGCGUAACCUUAAAAAGCACUCCCACUGUCAAAGGCUCAGAGAAAUAUAUUGCAGGACCCAGGUGAACUACAGCUGGGCAAGGGGAGAAACAGCCUGAAUCCUCCGGUGAGUUACGGCUUACCUGACAGAUUUGUGGCAGGGAGUCAACAGGGUGCUGGCAUCCAGCUGAAAUCACUUUUCAGAAAACAGUCGAUCUGCGUGCAUUCACAUAGGAGGAUCGGAGGCUGGACUAACAUAGCCAUCAAACAAGAGCAAAAAACAACUCGAAGUAUAACACUUGAACUUUGCUGCGUUGAUUUCAUCUGCUGCAUUUAACCUUUUUAUUUCAGAACAACCAGAUGUGAUCUGGUGAGAACUGCUGCGCUUUUGCCCAGAACAUGUUUAUUUUUCCUCUCAAAUGGAUCUCAAAAACCAAAAAACAAAACAAAACAAAAAAAAAACACUUUGUUUUGAGUAUUUUCAAACUGGUUUGCUUGAAACCAGCUAGGGCUUAUAUGCGGUUCAGUUGGUACGAAAUUGACCAGUUUCUUUCACUUUAUCCCAUGCUGUUUCUCAAACUGAUCCUGGAUCAAUGCAAAAUCUACAUGGUGGCUGAAAACUAGUCCUCACCCUUUUUGAAACUGCUUGAAUCCAGGUGAAACUGAUAAAACUGGUCUAAAGUCUUCAUCUGCUUGGAUGAAAAAAAAAAAAACACAAAAGACUUUAUUUUUUACUUUCCACUGUGCCAUGAUACUAGCUAUGUGCCUGGCUGCCUGCCUAAAUAGAACAACCAUUUAUUAACCUGCUUGACAUUUAUAUUAAUGAUAUAAAUAAUAAUGGAAAUAAGAAGAAGAACCAUGAUGGCAUCAUUAAUCGAAAAUGCAAUUUGCUACAUUUUUUUAUUUGUUGUUUUGUAAAGGUAAAAAAAAAAAAAGCUUUUUAAAGGAAAUGGUACUAUAAAAAUUAGUCUAUUUUAGUUCUCGUUUUUGUGUUUUUAAUGAGAUUUGUUACAUUGAUAAAAGCCGUCUAAAAAAAAAAAAAAAAAAAUGGUACAGCAGUGGAGGGGGUUGUGUGCGCACAUGUGCAUUUGUUUUACUGCAUUUACAGUGUGUAAAUGCACACUGUGUGAGGAUCGAAGGGUUUUCCGUCCCUAAACGAUGAUGUAAACAUAAUGAAUGCUAAUGCUCAGUUUCUUAGUCCUCAGGGGUCACACGUGCACACCAACCUGCCUUCAUCACAGCAUGUGACACAUCAUUUGUACACAUCAAAGGCUUGGUGAGAUAAGUGUUUUUAGCAUGUUGCGUCUUGUUUUCUUUGGUUCUUCCUAUAUAUGUUUCUAUUGUGUGUUGUUUUUCAUUUGGCAAUAGGCCAAUGUGUUUCUUUUUUUUAGGUUAUAAUUUUUCUUAAUGUCUACAUGUGUUUAAGUUACUAAGUGUAUUAGAGAGACUUCAGAAAUUAGGGAGCAAAACCCAACAUUUUAACUGUAUAAACUAGUCUUAAGAGAUCCUUGCCUACAGUGUUUAAUGUCUUAUUGCUCAGAGUUAGAAACAAAAAGUUACCUUUAUGUAGCACAUUACAGCAUCUUCAUAAGUUUGGAAAAUCUGUUGCCUUUGUAAUGGAUGGAAACUGUUACUUUUUUUUUUUUUUACCUUAAAUAUUACAGAAAGCCUUCAUAAGAAAAGAAGUAUAAUUAGAUUUUAAAUCCUGAAGUAUAGAAAAAGUUCUCAAAGGUAUUUGUUUUGUUUGUUUCUUUUUCCCGGAGUCCCCUCAAUCAGUUGAAAGACAUGUUGGUUAUCUUACCUGUUGUCAAAACAGAGACUUCUUUAGCCUCGCUGCCUUAGAUGCUGGAAAACAAAAGAAAAGAGAACCCUUUGCUGGAUAUCAAAGACAGGGAAGGAACAAGAUAAGAAUCAGGACAAAAACUAUUUUUUAUAUUUAUUCAAAAGAUGUUAAAGAAUAAAAUAUCCACUUGGUGCCUGCUAACUAUACAUUUUUUAAAAGACAUUGACAUUGAUACAAUAAUUUUCUCCAUAAUGAUUAUGUUCCUAGUUUUAAGGAAUGCUACAGAAUCAAAAUGUCACAGUUUCAAAGACGGUGUCAUUUUGUGUCACGUCAUUCUCACGGUUCCCACAGGCAAAGACAGUAUGGGGUUUUCUCCAUGUGCAUGAUUUCAAAAUACCACAACGCCUCCACCCUUUUGUCAGUCCACUGUGUUUUUGUCUAAAUUAUGAAGUCAAAUAAUUUACUUCCUCUCAAAAUGGUUGUACUUUUCUUCCUCUAUUCAAACGUACAAUUAGCACCACAAGUUCAAAUAAAGAAUCCAGAAAAUAAAACUAAUAAAUCCUUCUACUCAAAUUUACAGUUAGCAUUUAAGGUUGUAAUGAACACAUGACUGAUAUUAGGCAUCAUGCAAUAACUGGUCAAACUUUUCAUUUUUAGUCUCCAAAGCAGGAACCAUGUUUCUCUGUGGUUAAUGUAUCAUCAAACUUGUCAGCUUACUUUCCAUGUUUGCACACUACCUUCUAGAAAUGAGCCAUAUCUCUCAAAGAACCAAUCUCCAGUGUUUUGGUCUUCAGUAAAGGCAUUACAUAUUGUGUAAUUGAUAUUAUUUGCUAAAUAAUAAUACGACUAUAUACGGUACCUCCAAUAAAACUGGUUUUAAAUUAGGACCAACAUUGAAUUUCAUCUUGAAACUGAGAAACUGAACAUAAAACAUUUUCAGUGAAUUGUACAAUUUUGAAGAGAAAAAUGCAAUUAUGGUGGAGAAUAAAAAAAACAUUGCUAGUAAAUAUAAAAAUAAACAUUUGCAUUCAGUGGAUUUGUUUAAUCAUUGAUCUAUAAGAAGAUUAAUUUAAACUGACAAGCCAGCUUUAUACUUCUCAUAAGAUUCUGAAAUAAAGCUGCAGGUUGUUUGUGCAAUAUAAUUACUGAAGUCGUUGAAGUCUAGGUUAAGGAGUUGGCUGUUUUUUAUUCUUUUGUCCUUAUUUCAAAGAAAGACUCCUUAUCUCCAUUAACUGUAACAUUUUAAAUUUGAUUUUACUAAAAAAUGUUACCCAAUAUGCAAUGUCUGGGGAUGUUCAGCAAACUUGUCAUUCAAACUUUAUUGCAUUUUAUUUUUGGCAAUAUUUUGUCCUGUUUGUUGUUUUUUUUGUUUUUGUUUUUUUUAAUGAACGUUAAAUUCAAACUUUUGAUCUGUUAAGGGGCUUCUAGUAUAUAAAGAAUGUUUACAUCUGUAUUUGUAGCAAAACAAAACAAACAAUGCACUGUUUUUUUAAGACAACAAUGGAGUGGAUGGAAGGAUGUUGGCUGAGAUGGAAGGAUAGGAGCAUUUGAAGAAUUUGUGGGAGACAAUGAGACGUACAGUAGCUGAUAGAAAUGUUUUAUUGGCUUUUCCUUUGACUGUGUGCUGAUUUGAAUCUAUGUGUAACAGUACAUCUCAGUCAACUCCUUAUUGUCCUUUCAAUAACCUGCCUUCUCUCAGCAUCAUGUGUUUUCAGUGAUUUACAAAGCAGAGUGAACAAGUUUUUCAAGGUUUUGAAUCAGAGUUUUGUGCUGUUUUCAAAAUGUUCACUCAUUUACUGACAAACUCAUACUAAAUUUAACAGGAAGAGUCAAGAUUUCAUGCGUUUGAAGCUUUGGUUGUUUUUGACCUGAUUUUUAAGUUACAAAAUAAGGCAGUAUCGUACAAAUCACACCUCAGUUCAUAUUCAUAUCAUGAAUAUUUUAUAUCCUUAUUGACAGAUAUUCAGUCAAUACUUUACAUUUUUUUAUCUGUUCCUGUUAGUUCAAAUGUACAAAAAAGUGUUUUGACAGGAAAGGGCCAUUAAAGUCAGUCUUCUUUAUUGUCAAUUCCUGUACUAGACAUACAGUGAGGUUUCUCAACAUCCCCCCGUGAAACUAAAAACGUAGAGAUAUUGCAUAGCAAUAAAUAAGAACAAAUAAUAAGGAAUAAAAUAUUCCAUAAUUUAUACAAAAGUACAACAGUAUUAUUAAAAUUUCCCAUGAACCAGAUAUUAUAUACAAUUUAUAAAACACAAACUCCUUCAUAGUUCACAGCUUAGAUGGAUAGAGCUCAUGGGAGAGAAAGAAGGAAGGGGGCAAAUCUGCAGCAAAAAAUCCUGUGGGAAUUAAUAGCUUUGUUCAAUGAGGUGCAAGAUCUACACCUACGCCACGUGGUUCUCCAUAAAUGCCUAUUUUAAAACGUUAAAAUUAAAAACGAACUCCAUAGUGAAAGAGUGGACAAUUUGAACACAGCAGUAGCUACUCAAGAGUUUAAAUGCUGACAUAUCCAACUAAUUUAAGUGUUGUACAGUUGACUUGAACUAGGCUCUGGUUGGUUCAAAGCUAUUUACUGGGUUUUGUCAUUAAUUUCAAGAUGGUUCAUAUCCAGAGAACCAACAUUAAACAGGAAUACAACAUAAGUUCUCCCCUGUAUUUUUAUUUUUUAUUAUGUUUUAUGGACUUCUUAGAAACAUUUCUAGGGGACUGUGAAAAAAGGGGUAUAUGAACUGUUAUUUUGGCUAAUUCUGGCGUGAAAAGUCAUUUUGAUGAACCAGAGAGAUUUCUCGGUAGGCUGGGGGCCAAAUAACAUUUUUUUUUUCUUUAUGCCAUGAUGUUUCCGUGUCUUAAUUUUUGAAGGAAAAUAUUUUCUCUGUUACUAAGUUGAAAGCAAAAAAACAACAUCCUUGAUAGUGAAAACUUUGUUCUUGCACACUGAGUUUGUUAAAGCCCUUCAAAAAUCUGGUCCCAUUUGACAAUGUGCUUUUGUUUUCUGACCAGCUUUUUGACAAUGUUGCACCCAUUUAAGGAAACUGUACUAAACCAUAAGUACACUUGCGUCUUUAUGAAUGUUGGGAUUUAAACUUUUAGAUCAUGGUAACGAUUAUGCAAAUAUGCUAAAAAAACAAACAAAAUUCAAAACGUACAUAAAAAAAGUUAGGGUCUGGAGAAUACAUGGUUUUGUUUUAAAUUAGUGAUUACUGUAUGCUUUUUGGUAGGGUUGAUGCCCUCUCAGGAGCGGGCAUGACGCCAUGCAUUCAAAGGUUACUGUAACAGAAAUGGCACCAUACUGAGUGCUCAUUUCAACUCGGUUGGAGACCACGGACUUCAGACUUUAUAAAAGUAGCAUUUUUAUAUUGCUUUUGUUUUUUUUAUUCACUUCCAAAUAAAACCAGAUCAAUCGUUUUCGCAUUUACUGCUCAUUCAGCAAACGUUUUGUGACCAGGUAGUGCUUGAAUGCAUAUGACACCCAUUUUUCCGAUUUCAUCAAAUGCACCACAUUUCUAAAACAUAAUGAAAAACCGUUUCUGUCCAUGUGAUAGCAUGUUGGCGUGAGAGAGCGGCUCUGGGAGAGUUUUGGAGACGGGAAGAGAACGGAGCGUAGUGACCUUUUUUGAUUUUCGGCGAGUUUUUUUUUUUUGGACUACAAGUGUGUCCAAAGAGUUUGUGACCUUAAAGUGUAAUGGCAUUUUGAAUCAGCGUUUACAUUGGGAGGCCUUAUCACAUGUUUUGUCUUUGUCAGAAUGUGCUCUAGGAAUUGAUGCUAUUGCUUGCACUCCAUUUAUUAUGUUCUUAUUGCCAAGGAAGGGACAACACACCUACACACAUAGGUACAUAGUGAGCGUAGAUUUUGGGGUGAACAGUGUUAACUAAGGCUAGUUUAGUUCUGGCUGACAAUACACGCACACUCAUACACAGUACAUGUUUAUGUUUAAUCAGUUUGUUGUAUUAGGAGUUUGUCUCUUCUAUGUUGAAUGGCUUUUCUAGGGAAGGUUAUUUUUAGGUUACGUUUUUCUCUCAUGUUAUUUUAUUCUGCUACCUUUCUGUAUGUUAUUGUUUUUUUUUUUUUUUUUUUUUUUUAGUUUUGUGUCAUGCAAAAAUGAUAUUUCAGCUACAUAUUUUGACAGCCAAGAAAAGUUUGUUACACAGCUAAACUUGAAGAAUAGUGAUGACGAUUAUGAUAAUAAUAAAUAAUAAAAGUUAUAACAAACGUU
Molecule: messenger RNA, 11139 nt
Organism: Poeciliopsis prolifica (blackstripe livebearer)
Lineage: Eukaryota; Metazoa; Chordata; Actinopteri; Cyprinodontiformes; Poeciliidae
Gene: trps1
Product: trichorhinophalangeal syndrome I
Biological process (GO): regulation of transcription by RNA polymerase II
Cellular component (GO): nucleus
Molecular function (GO): RNA polymerase II transcription regulatory region sequence-specific DNA binding; DNA-binding transcription factor activity; zinc ion binding
Source: RefSeq, a predicted model, not a curated record